Paramuricea clavata is the source of this 6089-nucleotide messenger RNA. NCBI's taxonomy places the organism in Eukaryota, Metazoa, Cnidaria, Anthozoa, Malacalcyonacea, Plexauridae. The record is from the annotation of a GenBank genome assembly.
GAUGCAAGUAUUGGAACACCAAUGGUGCCAGAAGGAAAUAUUCAUUCAAAAUCACUGAGAAUAUUUCCAGCGGAGGUAACAAGUUAAUGAUCAACGAAAAUAUUGUGUCUUUGUAAGUACUGUACCUCCCUAAUAUGAACACGUUUUGUGAUUGGUUUUCUGAAACAAAAGUGAUCAGUUGUUAUGACUCGUUCUUUUGAAAUAUAAUUUCUAUUGUUUGUUGUAUUUUAUUGUCAUAAUCAACCAAUCACAAAGUCUGUUCAUACAGGUAUAGGGACCGACCCUAUUGUUUAUCUCAUGUUUGUAUAUUUAUUAGUGUCGACAGAGAGGCACGACAUACAGUGCUAAAUUACAGGUUUCUAUCCAAUGGAAGGUUAAUAACCAGAUUUGUGGAAAUGUGGCCAAGGUCAUAGCAAUGCUUCCAAUAAUGGUGAAGGUACUGUAGUUAGCAUCAUGAUUAUCAUUAAUUUUGUUACAUGUUGUAACUUGUACUCUUUAAUAUGUACAAUCUAUACAUUUUAUUAAUAUUGACUCAUUUAGUGAUGAAAUAGAUCUGUUUGUAGAAUGCAACUACUAGCCAGUUGCUUCCUAUAUGUCAUAAGUUAGCUUGUUUUUUCCUUUGGACAAAAUCUGAUGCAUAGAUUUCAGUAUGCCAUGAUGUGUGUAUAUUGUUUUAGUCCAAAUGUUGUUCGUUGUUUGGUUUGGGACCAAAGGAUCUAGUUGCUAAUCAUGAAGAAGCUGAGGUCAGUUAAAGUUCUUUUCAAUAGACUUUUCCCCUUUUGAGUGAAAUUUUGAUCUAGACAAGUCUGAACAAAAAUUUCAUCACAGCUUGAAAGAGCAUCACAAAAUUAGUAAUAUUCCGAAGUUUCGUUGCGAAAUGUUGUAAAAUGCGGAUAAUAUAGCCUUGCGAAGUUUGCCGUUUUUCAGUCAUUUUGCAUUACAAACGGGAAAUUGAUAAUCAGAUGAUCAAACUGAUUAUCAAUUUCCCAUUUUGUAAUACAAAAUGACUGAAAAACGGCAAACUUCGCAAGGCUAUACUAUCCGCAUUUACAACAUUUCGCAACGAAAUUUCGGAAUAUUACUAAUUUUGUGAUGCUCUUUCAAGCUGUGAUGAUUGUUGUCCAGGCAUAUCUAGAUCAAAAUUUCACUCAUAAGGGUCUAUUAGUGAGGUAUAUAUCACAGAAGAAUGCAUGCAAUCUGCUGCAGUAGUCCCCUAUCCCAUGGCAUGGGUAAUCGGAGAGCAUGGGUAAUCUGAGAUUACCCAUGCCAUGGGAUAGAGAUUCGCUUUGGGUUUGCCAUGGGGUGGAGAUUCAAUUUGGGUUUUGUUAGUUCUAUAUACUCUAGGUAUUGUAUAUACGUAAUGAUACGUACUGACGUAGAUAUGUACGUCACCAAAACAAAAUGGAGCAUUUAACAUCGUGCGUCAACAAAACAAAAUGGCGCUUCUACUUUAAAAAUAGGUACUCGUUGCGUACAAGGUGGAAGCAAGGUUUUUUUAUAGGAAAUUUCGGCAUUUUGUAUUCAGUAUUGAAGGUGAGCAACUAUAGUAUGGAAACAAUCCUACACUAAGGUAUAUAGGAUCAGAAAACUGCGGAUUGGGAGGGAUUCAAUUACCUGAAUAAACCCAAAUAAAAGUACUUGAUUUUUUUAAAUCACAGGCUUUUGUCUAUAUUUUAGGAAGGUGGAGGAUAUUUCAUUAUUAAUGGUAUUGAAAAAGUUGUUCGAAUGUUGGUGCUGCCUAGAAGGAACUACGUAUGUAUUAAACGCUAAUCAAAUACGACGCUUGUAAAACGUUUAACUGCUGUAUCAGAAAGCAACUAGAUCUAGUUUAGUUUAGCAUGUUUCUGGACUCUGAGGUGGAUGGAAAGCUUUGACAGGUUUUAUAAAUAAUUGAUAAAUGUUUUGGGGGGUUAGUUAGUUAUAUUUAGAUCAAUGCCUAAUAUUUAGUUUUUCGCGAAGACCCGGAGGAGUGGACCAACCAAACUCAACUUGGCUAUACAAUCAUGCGUUUUCCAAGCUUGCCUUUUCAAUCAAGCGAAGUAAAUCCUGUUCUUGACUUGCAAUGGCAGGCUUACUUUUACUUACUGUGACUCAAAGGCAGCUCGCCGACACGUGGUCUGGUACCAUGUCUUUCCGCAGGAGCGGACGGCGUUGGAACUAACGACUUUAGCACUAUGUAACUUUCCUUUCGUUCCUAUCCUGCGGAGGGUUUUCCUGGGUGCAAACUGGCCUUUUUACAUUAGUAAAGAUCUAAUGUAGAAUGUGUCAAUGUGUCUGUAAGGGCUGCUGUAAUUGGCGUAAAGCUGUAGCAUAUACCCUGCCAUUGAUUGAUUGAUAGUUUGUAUAUUCUUGUGUUUGUAUUUGUGCAGAUAUGAUUGUGUGAAAUUGGCAAAGCAUAAUAAAUAAAUAAGUAAAUAAAUGUGUUUCAUACCUUGGGCGUAUAGAAACUUGAUAAUUAACGCCAUGAUCAUAAUGUUUGAGUUGAAGACGCUAUACUAGUGGCUCUACACUGGGAAAGCUGAAAAAAAAGUACUUGGAUGUGGUGGGAAUUUUUCAGCUUGCUCAGUGUGGAGACAUUCGGAGAAGUAUCAUCUAAAAAAUUCUCUGAGUUGUAACGCCACAAUUAUUAUACAUUUAUGUUCAUACAAGACACGAUACUGUUGAAAUUAUUUUCUUUUUGACUUUUGAUAGCCCCUAGCAAUUACUCGUUCAUCCUGGCGAAAGCGUGGUCCUUUAUACACUGAAUAUGGAAUUCAAAUUCGUUGUGUACAGAAAGACCAAACAGGCAAUGUGAGUUUUAUAUUAUUGAGUGUACUGUAUAUAGUCUAACAUUUAUCGUAGUUCACGUGAUAGUGCCAUUCAUUUCACAUGCUCCAGAUUCAUUCUAUUAUGUUCGUCUGGUUUUAUGGUUCUGUUCCAUGACUUUAUGGAUUUCACUCAAUGCCACGAAUUCAGUCACGAUUCAAUAAAUGUUUCCCACUGUUCUCCGUGCCAUCCAGUCAUUUUAAUUAUUCACAGGUCCUACAAUAUAAUGUAAAGGACUUCUGUAUUUCAGACAAUGGUACUUCACUACCUUACCGAUGGAACAUGUUCUCUUUCAUUCAUCUACAACAAAGAACAGUUUUUCAUGCCAGUUAUGUUUAUAUUAAAGGUAUUUGAUUUGCAAGAUAACAUGAAUUAAAUAAACAAGUGUGAAUAGUUUUAACAAAAAAUAAGAUUGCUAAAUGAGAGCAUCAUGCACAAGAAUUUUUGUGCCUCUUGUAUUUUAAAAUGACCAGAAAUUACAAUAAUUACAUCGAGUUAUCCUAUACACAGAAUGGAGUGGGCAAUUAAGAACCUUUCUAACAUGAAGACAUGCAUCCCUUGACAACCUGUGCGCUGAAUGCCACAACUUUUUUGAAAUCUUCAAAGUUCAAACAUCACAAAACAAUAUGUUCCAAUAUGACCUGGAAAUCGCAGUAAAUUACUUCAUUAAAGAAUAUUCAAGUUUGAUCUCAUGUUUCAAGUUGUUUUCAUAUUCAUGUUUGUACUGUGAAGCCACCAGUAUUACAGUUAGUAUAUAUACUGCAUGCAUGUAUACAUGAGAAUUAGAGAUGCAAUGUAUAUAAUGUACUCUCCAGAGUUAUUGGGAUUGGAAGUAUUUGUAUUUUUGAAGGCUUUGUAUGAUACAACUGAUCAACAUAUUUACAAAGAACUUACGAAAGAUCAAGAAACAAACACGUUUUUAAAAGAGUAAGUUUAUACUUUUGAUCAUUGUAAUCCUUGUAUUGAUGUGAUACCUGUUUUUAUGCAGAUCUUUCCUGCUCGUAUUUUCAAUAAUAAUUACAAUCUGUUCUUUUGAUGUUGCUAAUUCAGUUGUGUUGCAACCAUGUUGAGGCAAGCACAAGAUAAAGAAGUAACGACACAAGCAAAGAUUCUGAAUUAUAUUGGUAUGAUAUUUUUGUGUGUGUUUUGGUGUUAUGUACUCAGGUGAAUAUAAUGUUUUUGAUGUUACUCUGAGUGUAUAUCCACACCGGGCAGCCUGACCACGGUGGGAUAACUUUUCAGCUAACUGCAGGCUAACUUUUCAGCCUGCCCGGUGUGGAUAUACACACAGAGUAACAUCAAAAACAUUAUAUUGGUAUGUUUUCAAUUGGAAACCAUGAUACUGAUAAUAGUGGUAAAAAUUGCAGCACGGCUUGCGACGGACCUUGUUGCAUGAUCUUGUCUUGCUGAUCUUCUUCCCGUGUAAAUAUUGAAGUUUAGAUUUGACUCCCACUACUAUUACAGUACCUUUCGCUGGCUUAGUGCAUGUGAUUGGUUAAUCGGGUAGAUUAAACUCGUCUGAUUGAUUAAUGGCCCCUUAAUUGGUGGAAAUAAAAUUUAAACCUCACUAUAAUAUCAGAAAUACCUUUUGUUCAUUUAAACUUCAUAUUUUGAAAAUUAUUUAGCAAAGGUACUUACUGUACUAAUAAUAUACAUACAAAUAUUACUCCAUUGGUUGAUUUCAGUGCAGUUAAUGUCAAACAGCAGUGCAAACAUGCAUGGCGGCCGCGCUACAUCAAAUAAAAGUUGAGUUCGAGUGGAAAAUAGGCAUGGCUUUUUUUUUAAAUGCAGGAAAAGACUUUACCUUAAAUAAGACUAACAAAACGUACAUAGUUGAGUGAAAUUUUCAAGCCCUCGAACAUUUGUGUGUAUAUUAUUAAUACGUAAUAGCCUAAUAGGAUGGUUUCUCCUGAAAUUUGGAAAACUCACUCGUACAUGUUAAUUUUAUCCAAAUUGCACUCAAAACCAUCCUAUUACCUAUAUUUAAUGCCACAAACUAAAGGAUAGUAAUUUUGAGAUGACCACUUUUUAUCCUAUGAAAUCUAUCAGUUAUUUGUACUUGUCAAAUCCAGUGACCAACUCAAACUUAUACAUACUUGUCUUGUGGCACUUCUUCAGUUACAUCAUUAGUUUGUCGUAUUUUUCUUGUAUUUAUUUGUUGACUGAUUUGUUCAUUAUUUUAGGUGAGAGAUUUCGAGUGAAGUUGGGUUUACCUGAGUGGUAUAAUAAUGUAUCAGCUGCUAAAUUUUUAAUUCGGUAAUUAUAAAAUUUUGAAUUUCAUACUGUAAUUCCAUAUAGUAUGUACUCACUUCACUAAGAGAGGAUCACCAGAGAACACUUCGUUUUGAUCAGUGGCGGAAAGUGGUGUCCACUCGGCCACACUUCACCCACGGUGAAGCACACACCGGAAAAGGGAGCAAGGUCCAUAACGGCGGGGGCCCUUACCCGCGUCCUGAUCUUCGCAUCUCUCGGUCACUUCACCACGGGGAAGCCCGGUCUGGACACGAGAUUCAAGGUCCAUAACGGUGAGGGCCCUUACUCUCAUCCUGAUGUUGUUUGUCCACCUUUUCUAGGGGCCCUUACCUCCAGAAACCGCACUUUCCAUCACCCAAUUUGGUCACAAAGUUUUGCGUGAUUUAUUAAAUUUUAAAUUUCAUACUGUAAUUCCAUAUAGUAUGUACUCCACUAAGAGAGGAUGACCAGAGAGCAUCAUCCUAAGUAUAUCUUCAACUGACUGAUAUCGAAGGAACUAGACUGAGUUAAGAAAUAUAGCCCACCCGAACCGACUUGACCUCGUAUCUAGCUCAAUUGGUAGAGGAUUGGACUAGCAAACCGAAAGUCGUGGGUUCAAUUCCCACCGCGGUCAAGCAAAAUUUUCAGCAAGGCUGGUGUGGACACGCUCAGAGAGCAUAAUCCUAAGUAAUAUGUUUAACCUAAUACGAUAUACGUGUUACAUAACAUUUCUUUUUGUUUUAUUUCAGGAAAUGCAUCUGUGUUCAUUUGGAUUCUUAUCUUGACAAAUUUAACCUCAUUGUGUAGGUUAUGAAUGUACCUAUAGUGAUCUAUAGUUUAUUUGAUAUUCACUUACUCUGAAGCAAAGACGCAUUGGUCUACAUUCUCACAGGAGGUGAUCAACAACAUGAUUUUAUUUUCCCGUUGUGUUUAGGUUUAUGAUCAAGAAGUUAUACGCUCUCGCUCUGGAAAAAUGUGCAGUAGAAUCAGCUGAUAAUCCAAUGAAUCAAGAAUUACUUCUUGGUGGACAUUUCUAUCUUAUGGUUUUAAAA